AUGGAUCACCGUGAUACUGCAUCAGCAACCCCGGCUGGUGGGCCGGCUGCUGUUCCGGCUCGUCCACGUCCUCCAUAUUUACGCCCCGACAGCAAUCAGAGUAGCUCGGGUAUCUUUGACGAUGUCGAGAUGGCACACGAUGAGGCAAGUGGAAGUUUGAGAAGGAGUCCACUCUACUCUGGUCCCAUUGCCGAAAGCCUUCCAAGCAGUGUCUCGGCAUUUUCCCAUCGUCGAACUCGAGCCGAUUCAACGACCAGCUUCGUUUAUUACGAGAACGAUGAGACGAACAAUGACAUAGGAGACAACCACGAAUUCGCCAUAUCGGCGCUAGACGACGAUGACGAUCAUUCGGCGGAUGACGACUUCCUGGCUUACAAUCACGACUAUAUGCUUCAUCGAUGUUCCUCGACGCAAUCGCGUACCUCUGUACACGCGCAUCUUCUUCGUAGAGAUAGCAACAUUACCACUGCUAGCUCACAUCCGUUCAAUCGCACGAGUCAAAAAGUUUACGUGGAGAGUGAGGAUCUGACAAUUGCAAUUGCUGGAUUCCGCACAAGAAUCGCAGGCUAUAUAGCGUAUAUCGCCGUGUGCAUUCUGACUGGAGGUAUUGCCUAUCUAGUCUUCAGAUGGCUACCCAGGCUGUACAUCUCUCUCUUAGGGCAGGCCUGUCCUCUAAGAGACUGCAGCUGGGUUGUGAUUGAGAAUCAGUGGGGGGAGAUGGAAAUUCAACAAGUGCGAAUUCAGGACUACGGUCAGCCCCUUUCUUCUAUAUUUGGACUCCCAGAGAAGUCUUUAUCUUAUGGCCUGGAUGAUGAUAAUGAUCCUGUCGUCGAUGACCUUCGAUCGCUCAAUUAUCGUUACGUUCGAUUUUGUUACCACCCUCUCAAGGAUAAAUUCGUUCUAUUGAGUGGAUGGAAAGAUCCCGGUUGGACCGAUAUGCAAGCUGUACGGACCGGUCUUGAUAGUGACGAGAAAUCGACUCGCGAGACCAUCUUUGGAAACAAUCUUAUUGACAUAGAGCAAAAAUCUGUGGGCCAGCUGCUCGUUGACGAGGUGCUGCAUCCAUUCUACAUAUUCCAGAUUGCUAGUAUCAUUCUUUGGUCACUGGAUUCAUAUUACUACUACGCAAUAUGCAUUUUCGUCAUGUCAGUUGGAAGCAUAGCGACGACCCUCAUUGAAACCCGGGCAACAAUGAAACGACUACGCGAAAUUUCUCGCUUUGAAUGCGACGUCCGAGUUCUUCGGAAUGGAUUUUGGACAUACAUCUCGUCAGGCGAUCUUAUUCCUGGUGAUGUUUACGAAUUAAGCGACCCUAACCUGUCACAGCUUCCCAGCGACAGCUUGUUGCUUACAGGUGACUGUAUCGUCAAUGAGAGCAUGCUUACGGGAGAGUCUGUUCCUGUUUCGAAGAUUCCAGCGACGGACAGUACACUGGCACAACUCGACCUUACUGCUUCGUCCGUUUCUCCUGAAGUUGCACGCCACUUUCUCUUCUGUGGAACAAAAAUCAUUCGAGCAAGGCGUCCCCAAGAAGAUUUGGGUGGUGAUGCAGUUGCUCUGGCGCUGGUUGUCAGAAUCGGAUUCAGUACUACCAAGGGUGCUCUCGUGCGAUCCAUGCUGUUCCCCAAGCCCUCAGGAUUCAAGUUUUAUCGCGAUUCAUUCAGGUAUAUCAGUGUCAUGGCCGUUGUUGCCCUGCUUGGAUUUAUCACCUCUUUCAUCAACUUCAUCCGGCUGCAGCUGGAGUGGCAUUUGAUCAUUGUUCGUGCCCUUGAUCUUAUAACCAUUGUUGUGCCGCCAGCUUUACCUGCAACAUUAACUAUUGGCACCAACUUUGCACUUGCCCGCUUGAAGAAGGCCAAGAUCUUCUGCAUCAGCCCACAGAGAGUGAACGUCGGCGGAAAGCUCGAUAUCAUGUGCUUCGACAAGACAGGCACGCUAACAGAAGACGGCCUGGAUGUCCUUGGAGUUCGAGUUGUUUCAGUGGACGAGCAUAAAUUUAGUGAUGUAAUUUCGGAGCCCCAUCUCUUCGAGCAACGAGAGACAAGCCUUUCUUUUCAGAGCAUCUUGCAAGCCGCUCUCCAUGCCAUGGCAACAUGUCACUCCCUUCGCUCUGUUGACGGCGAGCUUGUUGGCGAUCCCCUAGAUCUCAAAAUGUUCGAGUUUACAGGCUGGUCUUUUGAAGAAGGGAAGCACAAUGUUGUGGAAGGUGAAGAAGAAGAAUACGGAAGUCUUUCGCCUUCGAUUGCCUCCCCGCCAGAUAGAUCUGUCCAACUAGGCGUUCUCAAGUCGUUUGAGUUUGUCUCGCAGCUCCGAAGAUCCAGCGUUAUCGUGAGACACUUUGGGAAGAAGGAUGGUGACAUAUUCGUCAAGGGCGCACCAGAAGCUAUGCGUGAAAUAUGUCGGCCUAGUAGCAUUCCAAAGGAUUAUGACGAGUUGCUCUCUUACUAUACUCACAAGGGCUAUCGUGUGAUCGGCUGCGCAACACGACAUCUUAACCGGCUGAGUUGGGUUAAGGCGCAAAAGAUGACCCGUACUGAAGUUGAGCGAGAUCUUGAUUUCAUUGGCUUCAUCAUUUUUGAGAACAAGUUGAAGCCAAGCACAGCGGGAGUUUUGAAGGAACUCAAAGAUUCCAACAUUGCCACUGUGAUGGUAACAGGCGAUAACAUUCUAACGGCUGUCAGUGUUGCCAGAGAGUGCGGCCUUCUUGACCGCCAUGCGCAAUGCUAUGUGCCUCGAUUUCUUCAUGGUGACUCUCGGGAUCCCACGGCAGAGUUGCAGUGGGAGAGCAUUGACAACAGCAUCUAUUGUCUCGACAGUACAAGUCUGACGCCGCUUCCAGCGCCACCAGAAGGCGACAUCUCGCUUCCCUACGACAUUUCCAAUAUGCAAAACUACUCUCUGGCUGUAAGCGGCGAUGUGUUCCGCUGGAUAGUCGACUACGCCCCGGCGGACUUAUUAUCAAAGAUGCUCGUGAAAGGCAAAGUUUUCGCUAGGAUGUCACCAGACGAAAAGCACGAAUUGGUUGAGAAGUUACAAAGCAUAGAUUAUUCAUGUGGCUUUUGUGGCGACGGCGCAAACGACUGCGGCGCUCUAAAGGCUGCGGAUGUGGGCAUUUCGUUGUCGCAGGCGGAGGCUUCGGUUGCCGCACCAUUCACAUCGCAGGUCUUCGACAUACGAUGUGUCCUAGAAGUCAUCAGAGAGGGGCGGGCGGCUCUUGUAACAAGCUUCAGUUGUUUCAAGUACAUGAGUCUGUAUUCGGCAAUUCAGUUCACAUCGGUCAGCUUCCUCUAUUCCAAAGGCUCGAAUCUGGGGGACUUUCAGUUCCUCUUCAUCGACCUUCUCCUCAUCCUUCCCAUCGCUGUCUUUAUGGGCUGGGCUGGGCCGGCGGAAAGGCUUUGCAGAAAGCGACCAACAGCGGACCUUGUUUCCCGCAAGGUCCUUGUUCCUCUGCUCGGAUUAAUGGGGGUCAGCAUCCUAAUUCAAGCCAUCACAUACGUCACAGUCAGGGAGCAGUCUUGGUACGUGCCGCCGCAGCUGAGCCAUGACGAAACCAGCAUCAAGAGCUCAGAGAAUACUGCACUGUUCCUGGUUUCAUGCUUUGAGUAUAUCUUCUCCGGAGUAAUCCUAAACGCAGGACCUCCUUUUAGGCACCCCCUGUGGGAGAAUGGGCCAUUCAUCACAACCAUCAUUCUGAGCCUGGCAGUGACUGUAUAUAUGAUUGCAGGCCCGGCAGCUUGGCUGUAUGAUUUGAUGCAGUUGAGCUACAUGAGCUUGGAUUAUGAUUUGUUCCUGGUCUUGCUUGGCUUCAUGUAUUUCGCCCUGGCCUGGGUAUUCCAAGAGUUCCUCUCACUGCGACUGGCGAGAUUCCUGGGCACCCUGAACAAAUGGGUUACUGGGCGAGCAAAGACAAGGAAGCAAUACAAAGUGAUACAGGAGGAAAUGAAUGGCGGUGUAUUUUAA
Trichoderma aggressivum f. europaeum is the source of this 3960-nucleotide messenger RNA. RefSeq lists its product as uncharacterized. Gene Ontology annotation, biological process: transmembrane transport; intracellular calcium ion homeostasis. The transcript is spliced from 13 exons. Gene Ontology annotation, cellular component: membrane. The coding region runs from base 1 to 3960 and encodes 1319 amino acids. Gene Ontology annotation, molecular function: ATPase-coupled monoatomic cation transmembrane transporter activity; ATP binding; P-type ion transporter activity. The record is from RefSeq and is a predicted model, not a curated record. NCBI's taxonomy places the organism in Eukaryota, Fungi, Ascomycota, Sordariomycetes, Hypocreales, Hypocreaceae.